Molecule: messenger RNA, 3162 nt
Organism: Mollisia scopiformis
Lineage: Eukaryota; Fungi; Ascomycota; Leotiomycetes; Helotiales; Mollisiaceae
Exons: 3
Coding region: 252-2837 (861 amino acids)
Source: RefSeq, a predicted model, not a curated record
ACCUGAUAUGUCUUUGAAGGCUAAUCUGUUGGAAGAUACUAGCCUUCUUGCCGAUGACUGAACCGGCGUCGUUGCUGCCUUUGUGAUGAAGCAUUUAUACACCACCUUCGUUCCUUCUUCCCCAAGCCAGAUACCCAUCUCGCAUCACUCCGAAUCUUUCCUUCCGACGAAAUCAACCACUUCACUGGAAAUUCUGGUCCUCCGCCCUAAAGAUUUUAGAACACUCGAGAUAAUCCUACUCUUCGAGCACCAUGGCGUCCUCCGAUAUCCUUUCGCAAACCUUGAGUUCUAUCACUGAAAUCAAGCUCGCGGAAAUAUCCAAUCAACGAUCGACAUUCGAAGGCAUCAAAGCUGAGCUCAUCCGUACUUCCAAGGUCGAGCAAGACCAGCGAGAGAAAGUCGACAUUCUCCUCCAAGGCCUAUAUGAUGUCGAUAAACUCACUCGAUUGAGCCCGAACACUAUGAGCUACCUGACCAAUGUCGCGAAGUUCCUCGAACAAGCCCGUCACGAUCCUUCCGUUUCUAUCUACCUUCAGAAGGACUGGGAGACAAAGCUUAUUAACAUGCUCGAUGUUCAAAGCUUGAAGUAUGAAUACGCUUCGCUCUACGGUAGGAUGGUCAAUGAAUGGUUGUCAAGCUCCGAUGAAAAGUCCGAGGUCUCGUCAGACAAUGGAAGCUCCUCGUUUGAAAAGGUUGGAAGGAAAGAGAUGCAUGAUCAGCGCGCGACAUGGGAGGAAUACGUCUUCAAGCCUCUCGAAACCGACACCACUGCUAUCAAGACUUAUCUUGAGAAGCUUUUCACCUCGAACAAGAUUAUCAAGUCCGCGUAUGAUACACUGCUGGAGGAAACGAAGGACUUUGAAGACUCAAUGGACACCGAUGUCCACUUUGACGACAAGGUGCUUCGCUGGAUUAUCAACGGGCUUCUCCGCUCAGACCUGCUCACCGACGAGAAGAAGUCUCUCCUGAAGGACUUUCUCAACAACAAAGUGGUGCUUACUGAACUUGCUGAUGUACUGAACAUGAGAAUUUCGUCCCUUGACAAGUGGUGUUGGGAUCCUGUAGGAACUCCCGUGGAGCAGCGACGACAACUUAGUGGCCGUUACAGAUUCUAUCACGAUGAGGAUCUCUUGCAGACCAUCCUACUUCGAUAUAUCGGUGUGAAAUGGUCGGUUCAUUUCAAAUCUGCUUUGAUUACGUUCCAAACCACGAUGGAUGUUUGGAAGGCAUCUGCGACCCCAGUCCUAGCUGGGGAUAGGAAGCGUCGGCAGUUCUUUCUCGGCAGCAACUUAGCUGAGCCUACGGUUACAGUAGAAUCGAGUCGCGCAAGACACUUCAACGACGAGAUAUUCUUGGAACAGCUUACUAGUGAAGCUGAAGAGCAGCGUGGAGGUUAUGAUGACGAUGCUGAGAACGUACGUGACACUCGAAAGAGCGGACAACAGAUCACCCAGUCACUUCUGCAUACAUUGGCCACCGAGAUCAUCAUGAAAACCCGGCUGGGAGAGGAAAUGACGGUCGUACGUACUGAUUUCAAGUGGUUUGGACCUUCACUUCCGCAUUCCACAAUGUUUGCUGUCUUGUCGUUCUUUGGGGUCUCGAAGAAUUGGAUUUCGUUCUUCUGUCGAGCCUUGGAGGCACCAAUGAAGUUUGUUCAGGACGGUCCGGAAGCACCAGUCCAGAUUCGGAAGCGUGGGACUCCGAUCAGCGGUCCUUUGAGUGACAUGUUGGGAGAGACAGUUCUGUUCUGUCUGGAUUUCGCCUUCAACCAACAGACAGAUGGAGCACGAAUGUAUCGACUACACGACGAUAUUUGGUUCUGGGGCGAAGAAAAGGUAUGUGUGAAGGGAUGGGAACUUAUGAAGAACUUUGCGAAACUCAGUGGCCUGGAGUUUAACGACGAGAAGACUGGAAGUGUAAAAAUCACCAGAAAGCCAGGUGGCAAGCCAAAAGUUGCCUCCUCUCUUCCCAAAGGCGACGUUAGUUGGGAAUUCCUUAAGUUGGAUGCUGGGACUGGUCGUUUCCUAAUUGACCGUGAGAAAGUUGGAAAGCAUAUCGAAGAGCUUCGUCUACAGUUGGAUGCUUGCAAGUCUGUCUUCGAUUUUAUCCAGGCGUGGAAUGUCUACGGUGCUCGGUUUUUCACCAACAAUUUCGGGAAGCCAGCCAACUGCUACGGACUUGAGCAUGUGGACAUGUUGUUGGACACGUUCUCGCAUAUUCAAUCGAAGCUGUUCCAACAAGGUAGCGUCACCUCCACCCUGCAAGAGAUGAUCAGUCAACGAUUCGGUGUCGAGGACAUUCCUGAGGGCUAUCUUUACUUCCCAAUGUCAAUGGGUGGUCUUGACCUCAAGAGCCCCUUCAUUGAUCUCUACCUCGUCCGAGAGACCAUUACCAAGACUCCGGAUUCCCAUAUGGAUCAGUUCUUCAUCGACGAGGAGGAGGAAUACCGCCGAGCAAAGGCUACUUUCGAAAAGGGCACAGUUCCGGGGCAAGACAGACUCCCUUACAGUGUGAGGGAGCAACUAGCCAACGAACCUUUUAUGACUUUCGAAGAAUUCUCUCGAUAUCGCGAACAGACUUCCGCUUCGCUUUAUCGGGCCUACUCCAAUUUGACCAAGCAACCUAGAUUGGACCCUGUUGUUCGUACUUCGGAUGUUCUGAGCCACGUGGAGAAUCGGGCUUGGAGCCGUUUGAGCGAGUAUCAACAAUGGUUGGUCCAACUUUAUGGUUCUGAUAUGAUCCAUCGCUUUGGAAGCUUGAAUGUUGUUGAAAAGGGUCUGUUGCCUACUGGCAUGGUCUCUAUGUUCCGCGAGAGCCGCUUCAAGUGGCAAGGUUAGAGAUUGGUGGUAGACAAGGAAAGCAUUGAGUGAUAGUCUAGAGUAUGGAUUUUGGUUCUUUCAGUAUUGUACAAUAGCAUAGAUGAUUCGAGAAUAUGCAUCAUGGGACAACAUAACUAUGGAUGCUCUUCAGCCUGUGAGAGGGCAGCAAUGGAUAAAAAUUACAUGACCUGAUUUCCAGAUACUCUUGCCACUCUUGGUGAUCUCAACAUUAACGGAGAAGAUAUCAAAGCAAAUGCAAGAGUCGACUUGUCAAAAGAUUUAGAGGUACCUCGACCAUCACCUACGCCUAAAAUUUAGACAAGUAGCAAUGUCAACAGAAAUC